AUGAGUGAUUCUACAGAACCUAAGAAACAACCAAGAAGGAGGUUUAUUGGUAGAAAAUCUGGCGAUGGUAAUAGUGGCAAAUUAAAUACGGUUGCUGAAAAUGGUAAUGAGAUAGUCCAUAAGCAAAGGAAUAGAAUUGGUCUGGCAAGGAGUAUUAACCAUGUCCCCGAUGAUAUUUUGAACGACAAAGAAUUAAGUGAAGCCGUCAAAUUACUGCCUUCCAAUUAUAAUUUUGAAAUUCAAAAGACUGUGUGGAAUAUCAGAAAAUAUAAUGCCAAGAGAAUAGCACUGCAAAUGCCCGAAGGGUUAUUAAUUUACUCAUUGAUAAUCAGUGAUAUCCUAGAACAGUUUUGUGGUGUAGAAACUUUAGUAAUGGGAGAUGUUUCCUACGGUGCAUGUUGCAUCGAUGACUUUACUGCGAGAGCGCUGGAUUGUGAUUUUAUUGUACAUUAUGCCCAUUCAUGUCUAGUUCCCAUUGAUAUUACGAAGAUUAAAGUGCUAUAUGUCUUUGUUACCAUAAAUAUUCAAGAAGAUCACAUCAUCAAAACGCUGCAGAAAAAUUUUGCCAAAGGAUCCAGAAUUGCCACUUUUGGUACUAUUCAAUUCAAUCCGGCAGUACAUAGUGUGAGAGAUAAACUACUCAACGAUGAAAAUCAUAUGUUGUAUAUUAUUCCGCCCCAAAUUAAACCUCUGUCAAGGGGAGAAGUGUUGGGUUGUACUUCCGAAAGAUUAGACCAGGAACAAUACGAUGCCAUGGUUUUUAUUGGUGACGGUAGAUUCCAUUUAGAGUCUGCAAUGAUACAUAAUCCAGAAAUCCCUGCUUUCAAAUAUGACCCGUACAACAGAAAGUUUACAAGGGAAGGGUACGAUCAAAAGCAACUUGUCGAGAUUAGAUCGGAUGCCAUUAAUGUUGCGCAGAAGGGAAAAGUAUUUGGCUUGAUUCUCGGUGCAUUAGGUAGACAAGGCAACUUGAACACUGUAAUGAAUUUGGAGAAAAACCUGGUUGCAGCAGGUAAAACCGUGGUGAAGAUUAUUUUAAGUGAAGUUUUUCCUCAAAAACUAGCCAUGUUUGAUCAAAUUGAUGUUUUUGUUCAAGUCGCAUGUCCCAGAUUAUCUAUUGACUGGGGCUAUGCCUUUAAUAAACCACUGCUGACACCAUAUGAGGCCAGUGUCUUGUUGAAAAGGGAUGUUAUGUUCAGCGAAAAGUAUUAUCCAAUGGAUUAUUACGAAGCUAAAGGGUACGGACGUGGCGAAGUUCCAAAGCAUGCAAUUGAAUAUUCUAAAUAG
Molecule: messenger RNA, 1287 nt
Organism: Saccharomyces kudriavzevii IFO 1802
Lineage: Eukaryota; Fungi; Ascomycota; Saccharomycetes; Saccharomycetales; Saccharomycetaceae
Gene: DPH1
Product: 2-(3-amino-3-carboxypropyl)histidine synthase
Exons: 1
Coding region: 1-1287 (428 amino acids)
Biological process (GO): protein histidyl modification to diphthamide
Molecular function (GO): 2-(3-amino-3-carboxypropyl)histidine synthase activity
Source: RefSeq, a predicted model, not a curated record